Molecule: messenger RNA, 3951 nt
Organism: Sinocyclocheilus rhinocerous
Lineage: Eukaryota; Metazoa; Chordata; Actinopteri; Cypriniformes; Cyprinidae
Product: pleckstrin homology-like domain family B member 1
Exons: 22
Coding region: 1-3951 (1316 amino acids)
Biological process (GO): regulation of microtubule cytoskeleton organization
Cellular component (GO): basal cortex
Molecular function (GO): protein binding
Source: RefSeq, a predicted model, not a curated record
AUGGGACUAAAAACAGCCCAGGAUCCUAGCACACCACUGGACCUAAUUGAAACAGGCAAGACUCUCAAAGUCCAGGCAGAACGACCCCAUCUUGUCAGCUUAGGAAGUGGCCGUCUGAGUACGGCUAUAACCCUGCUGCCCCUGCCAGAGGGGAAGACUACACUUGGUCAUGGGAACACAGACAUUAAUAUUCAGGGUCCGGGUGUGACUGCUCAACAUUGCUACAUUGAAAAUGUGGGGGGAGCCAUCAACCUAUACCCCUGUGGAAAUUUGUGCUCAAUGGAUGGCUUAGCAGUUACCAAACCUGUCAGACUCACACAAGGGUGUAUGCUGUGUUUUGGUCAGUCAUCCUUUUUCCGCUUUAACCACCCAGAGGAGGCCAUCAGGAUGAAGAGUUUGAUGCCUGGUGGAAGCCCUGGAUUUACCAGUACCUACAAGAACCACUCAGAAACCUAUGGGCAAGUCAAUGGCAACCACCUUCCUUUGCACGAGCGACCUUGUCCUGGACACGGCACUCUUGUGCGCUCUAUUGAGAAGGAUAUUCAGGACAUUAUGAAUUCUCUGACUAUGGAUGAAGGCCAGACUUCCUCAUCUGAGCAAUGUAAAAAAAAACGCCACCCCAUUCCACAGUCUGCCAUGCUCAACGGGAGCGGCCACGGUCUUGUCUCCCCUCCAACCAGUCCUGGUACUUUGUCUGUAAGCUCCAGCUAUGAAAAUACCAGUCCUCCUUUCUCCCCCCUCUCCACCCCCUCUGUGGUUAGUAGUCCAGGGGCUUGUUUGGACUCCGCUAAUACCCGUUCCACCAGCUACACCCACACUGUCCAGGCCCCGGUGCCACAGCCACGCACUUUUGCAUCCAAAGCCAGUAGUUCCAACGGAGGGCUAAAGGAUCAAGAAAGUCCCAGGCUUCAAAAAGCCUUGACUGAAACUCCCUCAAGCCCUUCUACAAACUGUAGAGGCGAGAGUCCACACCUGGCCCAUGGUUCCUCUUCUGGGUCUGUCUCAAUUGCAUCUGGAGAUUUAGGCAGACAGAUCGAUGCUAGGCUCACCUCCUUGUCCUCACCAGCAUCUUCUAGCCCCAGAUCCAGUGUUGGCUCAUCAGUCCAAGAAACUUCUUCCAGUCUUCAGUCCCAUUCAUGUGCAUUCCUUCCUCCAGACAGUCCCCAGUCAUCCCGCCGUAGUGUAGAACAAUCCAGCAUGCGUGAACUUCCUCCUCUCAGCCCCUCCACAGCACGCAGAGGUGUCCUUGGGGUGCCAGUUCUUCCUGGAGCUCUACCCGGUGUUCCUUUGACCUCUCGUGGGCGGACUGUACCAGAGAGUCCUCGUCUCCAACGACGAGCCACAGCUGAGGAAGAAGUAGGAAAUACAAAAUUGCAUGCCAGAAGUCCAUCUCCUCUAUCUGUUCUUUUGAAGGACCAGCCUUGCUGUAAGCAGAAGACGGGUAUCACCCCAGCUCUAGGCUCUCAGACAGGUGUGUCUCCUCUUACUAGUCCCCGUAACCAGAGAAAGAACCCCAGGGAGCCUCGGCAGGUUCAGCCGCGCACACGGGAACGCAAGAACAGCAUUUCAGAGGUCAGCGACAAAGAGGAAGACCUACUUGAGUACCAUCGCUGGCAAAGAGAGGAAAGGAUGCGUGAGCAGGAAAUGGAGAGGCUGGAGAGGCAGAGGCUUGAGACCAUCCUGAAUUUGUGUGCGGAGUAUAAUAAGAGCGACCCUCCGGUUGGUGUGGACAGAGGGAGGGCAUGUCAGUUUCCAGGGAUGGAGGAGGUCUCUGUUUGGCGACCCGCCCCUGACCCUGCGAGUGUGCUGGCCGAGAGCUCUCACAGACAGAGAGAGAGUGAGGAGGAGAACCUGAAAGAGGAAUGUAGCAGCACUGAGAGCCAGCACCAGGAGCAUGAAGAUUCUUCAAUGCUGGGGCAGCAGGAGAGAGCAUAUCUGGAGGAAGAGCGGCUCAAGGUUAUGGCUCGGGUGGAUGAGCUGAAGACUCGUGUCACUGACCUGGAACAGCUGAUACAGGAGUCCAGACAAGAGGCAGAAAUGGAGAGGGCAUUACUGCAGGGGGAACGGAAGGCGGAGCUUGAUCAAGUGGAGGCAGAGUUGGAGAUCAUCAAUCAACUUCAGCUGAAACUGAAUGAAGUGGAAAAUUCGACUCGGAGGGAGAAAGAGAAGGAAAGAGCAAAAGUCUCAGCUGAGCGGGAUGUCCUGGCCAGGCUGAGGGAUUCGUACAGUGAGCUGAAGGGCCAGCUUCAUAAAUGCCCCGAAUCACUGAGGGAGCACUUACAGGAACAACUGACCAGGAAGGUGGAGGCACUGGAGUCGGCCACUAAGCGCUUUGAGGAUUUGGAGUUCCGCCAGUUGGAGCGAGAGAGUGGCAUGGAGGAGGAGAAGGAGACGGUCAGCAGGCAGCUGUCGCAAGAGAAGGCAGAGUAUCACCGGAGUGUGGCCAAAAGGAAGGAGAAAAUGGCAGCUCUGGAGAUCCAGGCUAACCAACUUGGACUUCAAGCAGCUCAGGAUUGUGAAAAGAUGGCCAAAGAUCGAACCCUGGCCCUACAGAUGCUCCAGAAGGAAAAGGAGAGACUGUCUGCCUUGGAGAAGAGAUACCAGAGCCUGACUGGUGGAAAGACUUUCUCCAAGCCUGCCAGCACAAAGGAGGAGUACCUCAAACUCUCUGAUGUAUAUAAGAUGUAUGGGAACGGAUGUAUCCCCGCCCAGACUGCCUUCCCUAACGCUCUUUGUCUACCGCUAGCUGUAACAUCAGACACACCUCGUGAGGAGUAUGUGACAGUCAGUCAGUUAAACCAGCUUUUCGGGAUGCCCAAAGUUGACCCCUCCCCCACAUCUUCAGUCCAGUCAUUCCAAGCUAUUGUCGCUGACCCUGUCCACUCCAGCCACACAUCCCAGUGUGGCUCCACCCAGUCACUUCAUGUUGAGACCCAGCCUGCAUGGAUUAGGCUUUCAAUCCCCAGGUUAGAUUCAGAGCACUGGUACCAGGAAAUUAUGGCAGCUGGGGAGCCCAGUCAUGCCUCUCCUCCCCCUCUGCCAGCUAAGUGUAUCUCCUCACGUAAACCUAUGCAGAUCUAUAAGCAGGACGGUGAGCUGGGACAGACUAAUGGCACCUUUACACCCCCGCCUUCCAGCAUGACUACAUCAGGAAGAAACACACCCACCAAAAGUCUCCCAGAUCUGUCUCCUGCUUAUUUGGAUUUAGACUCCAAGAGACAGUUGGAUCAACAGGGCAGAGGGCUCUAUACAUGUGAUGAUUCCAGAAUCAGGCCUACGGAUCCUAAACAGAGCCACUGGGGGGCACCACAGGGCUCUCACUCCCCUUUCCCACCUUCAGGUGCUCCCAUGGUACACCACUCCAUUCUGCACCACCAAGCACCCCCAGCUGGAGAGUCAACGUAUGACACUCUGAGUUUGGAGAGCUCUGACAGCGUGGAGACCAGCGUAUCUACCGGCAACAACUCUGCCUGUUCACCUGAAAGCAGCAAUGGGCUGGCAGGACUGAGGCUGGAGGAGAUGGAAAAGAUGUUGAAGGAGGCCCAGCAGGAGAAAGCCAGACUGGUGGAGAGUCGAGAGAGGGAAGUCCAGGCACGAAAGCAGCUGCUGGAGGCUGAGAGAAGGCGGCGAGAGGAGGUGGAGAGGAGGCUGCAAGAUGAGACUGCGCACAGGCAGAGACUUGUGGAGGAAGAGGUCAAGCUGAGAGAGAAACAGUGUUCCCAGGCUCGGCCAAUGACGCGCUAUCUGCCUAUUCGAAAAGAGGAGUUUGACCUGCGUUCUCAUGUGGAGUCAUCAGGCCACUGCGUGGACACAUGUGCAUAUGUCAUUGUUACAGAGAAAAUGUGCAAGGGCCAUCUUGUGAAGAUGGGCGGCAAGAUCAAAUCCUGGAAGAAACGCUGGUUUGUGUUUGAUCGACUUCAAAGGACCUUCUCUUAUUACGUAGGGUUUUAA